Messenger RNA from Arabis nemorensis, 828 nucleotides. The record is from the annotation of a GenBank genome assembly. Lineage: Eukaryota; Viridiplantae; Streptophyta; Magnoliopsida; Brassicales; Brassicaceae.
AUGAUCUCCACAACGAAGACACAGAUUCUUGUCUCCUCCAUGAUUCGAAAUUGGACUAACGAUAAACUAACCAUCUCCUUGAGUGAAAUGUAUGACGUCUCCAUUGCCUACAUAGAUUCCUGCAACCAUCGUUAUCACCGCCGUCUCGCUGCAACCUUCAAGCAAAGAACACUACUUCCUUCUUCCUCUACUCUCCACUCUCUUCGGCCUAAGGUCACCGUCGUCUCUAACCUUCGCACGGUCGCCCUGGAAGACGCAGCUAGACGAAGUAAGUCCUGUGGUGGGAGGAGACACUUUGCAAAGAUCGUUGAGGUUCUUGCUUUCUCUAAUGACUCGAGUCACCAGAGAUCUGAGGAUAGGUUUGAUCGACUCGUCGAGGUUAGUUUAAAAGCUUAUACUGCUUCUUCUUUGGGGCAACUGCUAGCUUUUCUCGUAAUGGAUAAACCAUGGAACCAAGAGGAUCCAUAUACAGUCUUCCAUAACAAGAGCUAUUGCGAAAACAGAGAGGAGAACGAAACAAGAAAGGACCGAGUUGCCAAAAUGCUCCUUAUUGUCGGGUUUGAUCACGAAAGCUGUUCUCAUAACAACAGCAAGCACUGUAGUUUCCCAGCAGCUUUCUUCUUCUUCACACGUCGACGAAGGAGUAACAGAGUCAACGUCGAGAACACUUUACCUCGUUUCUCUCCUCUUCCGCCGGUGGAGACGGCGACUUUGGCUCAUGAAAGUUUCACNCGGUUUGGUGGUAACGUGAAAGGUUUGAUCCUCGAUGAGAAUGGUCUUGAUGUGUUGUAUUGGAGAAAGUUACAGAGUGAAAGAGAGGAAAAGUGA